Messenger RNA from Galeopterus variegatus (Sunda flying lemur), 1826 nucleotides. RefSeq names its product even-skipped homeobox 1 (gene EVX1). Gene Ontology annotation, biological process: regulation of transcription by RNA polymerase II. Lineage: Eukaryota; Metazoa; Chordata; Mammalia; Dermoptera; Cynocephalidae. Gene Ontology annotation, cellular component: nucleus. The record is from RefSeq and is a predicted model, not a curated record. Bases 486 to 1703 code for a protein of 405 amino acids. Gene Ontology annotation, molecular function: RNA polymerase II cis-regulatory region sequence-specific DNA binding; DNA-binding transcription factor activity, RNA polymerase II-specific. The transcript is spliced from 3 exons.
CUCUGCCUGGGUGUCUCCCUCUCCCAGUGUGUCUCUCUGUCUGUUUUCACACUCUCCUCCCCAUUCGAGCGAGGCCCACACCUGGCGCAUCACUGCCGAGCCAUUAGCUGCGGGUCUCCUUUCAUCUUCGCUGUGGCAGACGUUUCUAUUUAUCCACUUGCGCUCGCCGAGUGGCGUCACCAGCGGUACUGUAAUGACGAUUGCAGCAGGAGGAUGACAGCUUAGAAAGAAGAGGGCAAUGGGGCUUCCUCCCAGAGGCGGGGCGGCGCAGAGGAGCGCUCGCAUCACAAGGUGACCCUAGCUCCCCACCGCCGCCGCCGCCGUUGCUGUCGACACUGCGCUCCGGCCGCUCCGCGCGCGCCCAGUCGCCCGGCCUCUCUUUCUCCCUCUCGCAGCCACUAUCUACCCGGCCGCUGGGGAAUCAGGAAGCCUGGGGUUAGGAGCUCACUUGGGGCUUUCCCCCUCCCCCUCCGGAGAGCCCCGGGAUGGAGAGCCGAAAGGACAUGGUUAUGUUUCUGGACGGGGGUCAGCUUGGCACUCUGGUUGGCAAGAGAGUGUCCAAUUUGUCUGAAGCCGUGGGCAGCCCGCUGCCCGAGCCGCCCGAGAAGAUGGUGCCCCGUGUUUGCCUGAGCCCGCGGGCCGGCCCUCCGACCGCCCGGGAGCGCGGCGGGGGAGGUCCGGAGGAGGAGCUGGUCGAUGGACUCGCAGGCAGCGCGGCGGGGCCGGGCGCCGAGCCACGGGCAGCCGGGGCGGCCAUGCUCGGCCCGGGACCCCCGGCCCCCUCCACCGACAGCCUCUCCGGCCAGGGGCAACCCAGUAGCUCGGACACCGAGUCGGAUUUCUAUGAAGAAAUCGAGGUGAGCUGUACCCCGGACUGCGCCACCGGGAACGCCGAGUACCAGCACAGCAAAGGGCCUGGCUCCGAGGCACUGGCUGGCAGUCCGAACGGCGGCAGCGAGGCCCCCAAGAGCAACGGCGGCGGCGGCGGCUCACAAGGCACCCUGGCCUGCAGCGCCAGUGACCAGAUGCGCCGUUACCGCACGGCCUUCACCCGGGAGCAGAUUGCGCGGCUGGAGAAAGAAUUCUACCGGGAGAACUACGUAUCGAGGCCGCGGAGAUGCGAGCUGGCUGCUGCCCUGAACCUGCCGGAAACCACCAUCAAGGUGUGGUUCCAGAACCGGCGCAUGAAGGACAAACGGCAGCGGCUGGCCAUGACGUGGCCGCACCCGGCGGAUCCCGCCUUCUACACGUACAUGAUGAGCCACGCGGCGGCCGCGGGCGGCCUGCCCUACCCGUUCCCGUCGCACCUGCCCCUGCCCUACUACUCGCCCGUGGGCCUGGGCGCCGCGUCCGCUGCCUCGGCCGCAGCCUCGCCCUUCAGCGGCCCGCUGCGCCCGCUCGACACGUUCCGCGUUCUCUCUCAGCCCUACCCGCGGCCCAAACUGCUGUGCGCCUUCCGCCCCCCGCCGCUCUACCCCGGCCCGGCGCACGGACUGGGCGCCUCGGCCGGCGGCCCCUGCUCCUGCCUCGCCUGCCACAGCGGCCCGGCCAACGGGCUGGCGCCCCGGGCCAACGCCGCCUCGGACUUCACCUGUGCCUCCACCUCCCGCUCGGACUCCUUCCUCACCUUCGCCCCCUCCGUGCUCAGCAAGGCCUCCUCCGUCGCGCUGGACCAGAGGGAGGAGGUGCCCCUCACCAGAUAAGGGGCCGCCCGCGGGCUGCCGGCUCCAGGACGCCCGUGGGGGCCCCCCGGGGACUCAGCCAGCGCCUCUCCUCGCCCUUAAGACACCGAGAGGAGAGGAGAGGGCCACAAAGGACCAGCGGGA